AUGGGGAGGGCUCCGUGCUGCGAGAAGAUGGGGCUCAAGAAGGGGCCAUGGACGCCCGAGGAGGACAAGAUCCUGGUCGCCCACAUCCAGAGCUUCGGCCACAACAACUGGCGCGCGCUGCCCAAGCAAGCCGGGCUGCUGCGGUGCGGCAAGAGCUGCCGGCUCCGGUGGAUCAACUACCUGCGCCCGGACAUCAAGCGCGGCAACUUCAGCAAGGAGGAGGAGGACGUCAUCAUCAGCCUCCACGAGCAGCUCGGCAACAGGUGGUCCGCGAUCGCCGCCAGGCUGCCCGGGCGGACGGACAACGAGAUCAAGAACGUCUGGCACACGCACCUCAAGAAGCGGCUGGAUCCCACCAACAAGCCGGAGCAGCACGGGGCGCAGGCAGCUGGCGCCGGCAAGAAGCACAGGCCCAAGCGCGGGGGCGCCAAGAAGGCGACGGUCCCGGCCACCGCCGCGCCGGUGUCGCCUGAGCGGUCGGCGGCCUCGUCGUCGGUGACCGAGUCGUCGUCGUCCAUGACGGAGCAGGAGCAGGGCAACACGGGGAGCUCGCCCGGGUUCCCCAAGGAGGAGAGCUUCACCUCCUCCGCCUCGGACGCCGAGGAGUUCCAGUUCGACGACACCUUCUGGUCCGAGACGCUGUCGAUGCCGCUCGAGAGCUUCGACGUCCCCAUGGAGCCCUCCGACGCGUUGGGCGCGUCGUCGGUUGGCGCCGACGGCGACUUGGACUACUGGCUCAGAGUGUUCAUGGAGUCCGGCGACGUGCACCAAGAAUUGCCGCAGCUUUAG
This is a messenger RNA of Miscanthus lutarioriparius, 789 nucleotides long. The record is from the annotation of a GenBank genome assembly. NCBI's taxonomy places the organism in Eukaryota, Viridiplantae, Streptophyta, Magnoliopsida, Poales, Poaceae.